CUCAGCGCUGUUGUAUCAUUAGAGAUCAGAGAAACACCCAUGCCGAAGUCUGCAGUCAGUUUUGUUUACUAGGAAAAGGAAAGUAUACAUAUGUGAAAUCUCACCAGAUAGUACGUCUGGCAUUUGUUAAAUUGGACGAGGAUGCUGCCAAACUCUUGUGACACAUUUGUAGCCCUGCCUCCAUCAACAGAGGGUCAUAAUAUAGUCUUCGGAAAGAACUCGGACAGACCCUGCGAUGAAGUACAAGAAGUGGUGUACUUCCCCUCCAAGAGCCAUGAGGAUGGAGAAAAAGUUGAGUGUACAUAUAUAGAGAUCGAGCAGGCAGCGCACACAUACGCUGUGGUCCUGAGCCGACCCGCCUGGCUGUGGGGGGCAGAGAUGGGGGCAAAUGAGCAUCAGGUGUGCAUCGGGAACGAGGCCGUCUGGGGGAAGGAGAACGCUGAUGGGGAUGAAGCUCUCUUGGGCAUGGAUCUUGUUAGGUUGGCCCUGGAGAGGGCUGACACAGCCGAAAAGGCUCUAGAUGUAAUAACAGAGCUUCUGGAAAAAUACGGCCAGGGAGGGAAUUGCAUGGAAGAUGAGUCCGGGUUCACGUAUCACAACAGCUUCCUUAUAUCAGAUCGUACUGAGGCUUGGGUGCUGGAGACAGCUGGGAAAUACUGGGCAGCAGAGAGAGUAAAGGAAGGGUAUCGAAACAUCUCCAAUCAGUACUCCAUCACUACCAAGAUAGAUAAGGAACACCCGAGGUUAAAGGACUACGCACGAGAGAAGGGCUGGUGGGACGGAAAGGCUCAGUUCAGUUUCACAGACGUUUAUUCCAUCCAAACGACAGCCCGAAUCGAGGCUGCAGGUGGCCGAUACUGUGAGGGACGCAAACUUCUGGAGAAGAGCAAAGGUCACAUCACUGCAGAAACCAUGAUGGAUAUUUUGAGGGAUAAGGAGAGUGGAAUCAACAUGGAGGGCAUGUUUAUGACCACCGGCAGUAUGGUGUCAGUGGUCCCUACAGACCUCGAUCUGCCCGGCGUUCACUUCUUCACUGCGACUCCAGACCCCGACAGGUCUGUUUUUAAGCCGUUUGCAUUCGUGCCAGACAUCAAGCAGCUGAAGCACACGUGUUCUCCGUCUUAUGGAGAAGAGGAUCCUGUGAAGAAGAAACCUCGUUUUCAGAGCAAACCGAACCGCAAGCACCCGCUGUUCCUGAAACACGAGGUGGUCGCUGCCAUCAUCGACAGCACCAGCGAGAGAGGACAGAAGAUCGUUGAGAAAAUGAGAGACCUGGAGAAGCAGAAGCUGGCAGAGAUGCAGAAAUAUCUGACUUUGGGAAUUGAGGACAAAACACUACUGGUUCAUCUCUUUACAGACACUGUAACCGAGGAGUUUAACAUAUACAGUAAAGCGUGAGAAUGUCAUUAAAGGAUUAUUAAUGUUUCCCAACACAAGUGAGAGCUGUAACUAACUACAGGGUGUCAGUCAUCGUCUGUGAGUUUAUAGUAAUUUAAAAGAUUACAUGUGUUUAAUGUUUUGCACUGAACAGAACACACAACAGAAGUCUGUUUCAUCAUUGUGGACUACCUGUCAAAAACGAAUAAACUUUCAAUUCAGAUUA
Molecule: messenger RNA, 1603 nt
Organism: Triplophysa dalaica
Lineage: Eukaryota; Metazoa; Chordata; Actinopteri; Cypriniformes; Nemacheilidae
Gene: scrn3
Product: secernin 3
Exons: 8
Coding region: 142-1398 (418 amino acids)
Biological process (GO): proteolysis
Molecular function (GO): cysteine-type exopeptidase activity; dipeptidase activity
Source: RefSeq, a predicted model, not a curated record